Molecule: messenger RNA, 2958 nt
Organism: Trichoderma aggressivum f. europaeum
Lineage: Eukaryota; Fungi; Ascomycota; Sordariomycetes; Hypocreales; Hypocreaceae
Exons: 10
Coding region: 1-2958 (985 amino acids)
Source: RefSeq, a predicted model, not a curated record
AUGAACAUUAUUGUUGCAGCAACUCUGCCAGCUCCAACGACUCCACCGAUCUUAGCAGCCUCCUUUAGUACGGAUAAAAUUGAGAUUAAAUUGCCGUUGAGAGAUGAUACGCCUGCUUUACACAUUCCUUUAUGGACAACUCCAGGCUGGAAGGACGACCCAGACGCUCGCAAUGGCACAGACUUUGCUGUUCGGGAUCAUGUGAAAGACGUCAUAAGACCAAUGAUGCUAGAUACGGAUAGGGCAAAGAAUCCCACCAAGUAUGCCGUAAGAUUUGGCAUAUUUCCGGGCCGUUCUGAUGGACGGUCAUGUACCUCGCCUACCCGAUCGGCAGAGCGACUCAUGGCAACCCGAGAUGAUCCUGGCGGCAGCCUGACCGGAAGAGAUCUUACCAGCACGCUCGAAAGGCCGGCCCAAAGAAGAGGGCUCCAUAUCGAUGAUUAUAUUGCUGCUCAGUCCUCCAAUACGAUGCCGAACGAUGGGCCUCAAGAACGUGACUACACAAAAGCGUUUGACGAACUCCUAAUCGAAGAGUUCUGGCAAGGAUGCCUCUUUGGAGACAUGACUAUGGAUGAGGGGAGUGGGAACUAUUUCGAGAUUGGUGACUUUCAGAGCAAUCUUAGCGGACCAAUAGACAGCCUGUUCUCUCGAGAGAAAUGGGACCAAUCUCCUUUGGGCGUUGCAGACGUUGGUACCGUAUCUUUUCGCCUUGACGGAAAAUGCCUUGAUAUGGAAGUCGAGUAUAAGAUCCCGGAGACUGCAGAAGCAAAUCCUCAGAAGGCAAAAUCACCAAAUUUCAAGAUUGAGCUUCGAAGAGACAAUAGUGAAGCGAUAGGCUAUCGACACAAAAUCAGACCGUCCGCAAAGUUUAACCCAAUGGAGCUCACCUUUAAAGUUUUAGAGAGCAGAUUGAAAUGGCGAAUUGCCAGUGCUCAUUACGAUGUCGAAUCAACUAUAGGAAAGUUUGAUGCAGAGACGGCGUUUGCUGUGACACGGUUCAACCUGUCCAAUCCCAACAGUUCGAUUUGUAUUGAUCUUGCUGCAGAGGUUAUUUGGCAGCUUUUGGCCGUCCAGCUAAGUUCUUCAGAGAAAAUCAUGGUCAGCUGGAUGCUUGCGGCGACGAUGGUGCACGAAUUAUGUCGCCCCAUUAUCCAGACAUUGAACCAUAUUAUGGAGACGAUUCGAGAAAAGAAAUUGGGGAAGCUUUUGAAAGACAUCAUCUUUCAAAAGUUCUUCACACAAGAGUUUUGGGAUACCACAUUCAAAAAGUAUGGUUCGGCAGCUCUGAGAAGCGUUCCAGACAUCCCCCAAAGAGUUGCCUGGUUCUCAGCCGUGGAGUCUACAUCAUUUCACACUUCCCUCGGCGAUCUUGCUCUUGGAACCGACGAAUUUCGGGAAUGGGUCAGUUGUUUCAUCCUGGAGCUGGAAGCGAGCGGUCAAAAGGUCAUCGCGCAGUACAUCAAGGCUCUGAUUUAUGACGCGUGGAAGUUCCCGAUGCUUGCCAAACGUUUUGUUGAGAUUGCAGAAAAUUGGUACCACAGAGGUGAAAGACUGGCGGCACAAGCUAGCAAAACGAAUAUGAUUGCAUUUGAAGCAGGCAUCUUCAUCUUGCAAUGGCGGCGAUUGAGAAGCCACAAACGCAUCGAACCCGAUGAAACCUCCAUAUCAUUAGACGAAAUGUCUGUGGAUCAAUUUAUAUCAGCUAUUACCCGUGGAGAAAACAUAUACGAUGACCAAGCCAUGGUAGCUCAGCUAUACGAGCUACCUAUUGGAUGUUGGGAACACUACCUCGAAGGGAUCCCUGGCCACCAACUCAUCUGGAGAGUUCAAAACAACAAGAUCAUCACCCAGGUAACAAGGCUGCCUGGAGACCUCAAUGGGCUUCAAGCGCAUUUGCCGUCUUGGAGAAACGAAUGGCAGGCGAAGAUACUGUCCUGGCUUACCUCAUUUCGAAACAUUUCAUACCUCAUCUCCAAAGAUGCGAGAGCAGUGCAUGCUAACUGGCGGGAAAUGCUUCAUACGGUGCCUAUGCUGCGCAAGUCAAAGCGGAGGGGCGACCAGCUUGCUAAGCUGGAGGAAUUUAAGCAGAGAUAUGCUCGAGAUUUCGAUUUGAACUCGUACAAGAUUGUUUUACCAAGUCGGAAUUCAAAAACACAAGGAGUUGCUGAGAAAUGGGCAGGCUUACUGGACAAUAUUGUGGAGUUUGAGCAAGAUGAGGGCAAAUUGAUGGAAGAUCUUGAGCGGGAAGAGUUGCAUGCCCUCAUUUCCACGCCAGAUGCUGCUAACCCUGCCACAGCUUUGGAUCCCAAGCUUAUAGGAGAUUGUCGAUCACGACACCUUCAUCAAGCAAUGGAAGCCGACAAACGAGAUGAAACGAGGUUGCGAUUACAGCGUGCAGAUUCGUAUCGCCAAGGGGUCGACAAAAAACUAGCUUCCACGAGCAUAAGUCGGCGAUACCAGCUACAGGAGGCAAAGCACUUUAACAAGACUCAUUCGGAUCUUAAGCUCUGGAAACAAGAAAAGAGAAACUGGGACCUCUACACCACUGGAUUUGACAUCCUUGGAGGUCCCGUGCCAAAGAAGCGAUCCACUGAUUCUAUUCAAAAGAUCAGUAGUCUGUCGGAGCUGAUGGCUGAAGUCAACAAGGAUACCAACCAUAAUGUCUACCUUCCAGCGGGGCGUAUUCCGCAGCCGAUGCCCCGAGUGAUUCAAAUCUCUGGCGAUGUUCUCAGUGAGCUUGCGGAUUCUGUCCAACGAGACAUGGACAUGAUGGAUAUCGAUGGCGAGGUAUUCAAAAUGCAACAGGCAAGAGAAACGUUUGCGUCCGAGAUACAGAAGACGAUGAAAGGACACAAGGAAACGCUGUCCAAGGCAAGGGAACAUCGAGUGGCGGCUCACGAGCUUGCUCAGCAGGAACGGGAUAAAGCGGCUGAAAUGCAACAGGGUGGCGGGGAAUAG